AUGUCAUCUUCCAUUGAUCAAUUAUUCGGGAAGGACGCACCAAAGAAUUCUUCAAUUGCCAGUCUAUUUCAAAACUCAAAUAGUAUUGAAAAGAUUAUCCCUGUAAGACAAAAUAAAAUUGGACAAGAUAAUUAUGAUACCACAGAAAUAGAUGAAAUUUCAACUACAACAAAUUUUGAAAAUAUCACUGAAGAAAAUGAUCAAAAACAAAUUAAAAAAAAAAAAAAGAAUUCUAGUAAGGACGAAAAUGAUGAUUUAGAAAGUAAGUAUUUUGAAAAGUUGAUUAAAGAAGACGAUCAAGAAAAUAAAAAUGAUGAUAAGAAGGAGGCUCAAAGUGAACUUACGUCAGACUCAGAGAAUAAAGAAGUUGCUAAACCAGCCAAACAAAUUGAUUUCAAGCAAGAUGAAAUUGAAAAAGCUCAAAGAACAAUCUUUGUUGGUAAUGUUCCAACUGAAGUAAUUACAUCGAGAGACACUUACAAACGAUUCAAAAAACUGUUUUCACCAGAGAAUAAAGAUAUUACUAUUCAGAGUAUUAGAUUUAGAUCAAUUUCUUUUGAUGAGCCAUUACCAAGAAAGAUUGCGUUUGCAAGACAAUCUUUCCAUAAAGAUCGUCAUUCAAUCAACGCAUAUAUAGUUUAUUCUAAGAGUGAUGGACUUUCCAAAUUUUGUGAGCAAUUUAACGGUUAUGUUUUUGAUUCACGUCAUUUAAGAGUAGAUUCUGUUGCACAUCCAGCUCCACAUUACAAACAGAAGUCGAUCUUUGUUGGUAAUUUAGAUUUUGAAGAAGAUGAAGAAUCUCUUUGGAGCCAUUUUAGUCCAAUUGGUGAAAUUGAUUAUGUGCGUAUUGUCCGUGACUCUAAAACUAAUGUAGGUAAAGGUUUUGCUUAUGUUCAAUUUAAGGAAUUAGAAUCUGUUAACAAAGCACUUUUAUUAAAUGAUAAACCAAUGAAAUCAAUUCAUUCUGGUAAGAGUAGGAAAUUAAGAAUAACUAGAUGUAAGAAUAUUAAAUCAAAAUUUAAUAAUGAUAAAAAUAACGGAAUUGACAAUAGUAAUAAAAUAUUGAAUGAGCAACAAAAAACUAAACUAGGUAGGGCUAAGAAAAUCUUAAAUAAAGCGGAUAGGGCCACUUUAGGAAAGGAGUUGACAAUUGAAGGUAUGAGAGCCGAAAAGAAUAGUAAAGGUAAGAUUGGUUCUUUAUUGAGAAAACGCAAACCAAGAUCUAAAGAUGGUAGGGUCACUAAAAGAUCGAUAGCUUACAAAAAGGCACAAGCUAAUGAUAAGAAAUGA
Molecule: messenger RNA, 1290 nt
Organism: Arxiozyma heterogenica
Lineage: Eukaryota; Fungi; Ascomycota; Saccharomycetes; Saccharomycetales; Saccharomycetaceae
Gene: NOP12
Product: rRNA-processing protein NOP12
Exons: 1
Coding region: 1-1290 (429 amino acids)
Biological process (GO): maturation of LSU-rRNA from tricistronic rRNA transcript (SSU-rRNA, 5.8S rRNA, LSU-rRNA)
Cellular component (GO): nucleolus
Molecular function (GO): rRNA binding
Source: RefSeq, a predicted model, not a curated record